Molecule: messenger RNA, 324 nt
Organism: Penicillium salamii
Lineage: Eukaryota; Fungi; Ascomycota; Eurotiomycetes; Eurotiales; Aspergillaceae
Source: the annotation of a GenBank genome assembly
AUGGCUAUGGCGGAUACAUUCCGACUGCUACCCUCCCCAGCGUAUAAAAUAUCCAAGGCGGCACUGAACAUGCUGACUGUUCAGUAUGCCAAUCAAUAUUCCGAUGACGGUUUUAUAUUCCUAGGAGUUAGUCCUGGGUGGCUUCGCACCGACCUUGGAAGCGCCCGGGCUGAUUUCUCUGUGGAAACAGGAGCAGAGAAAGUAUUGGAUAUCAUACAGAGAGCAAAGCCAGAGCAUAAUGGAAAGUUCAUUAACAUCCAUAUCCCUGGAUGGGAGGCUGGAGACGGUGCAGAUCAAUACGACGGCAACGAGAUCCCUUGGUGA